Molecule: messenger RNA, 1379 nt
Organism: Telopea speciosissima
Lineage: Eukaryota; Viridiplantae; Streptophyta; Magnoliopsida; Proteales; Proteaceae
Product: coiled-coil domain-containing protein 93
Exons: 12
Coding region: 115-1257 (380 amino acids)
Biological process (GO): Golgi to plasma membrane transport
Source: RefSeq, a predicted model, not a curated record
AAGUAGAGAUGCACCGCCCUGACAAGCUUCUUCUGCACUCGAUUCUCGACCUUCUCGCAUCCGCCGGCCGUCCCUCUGCCAAUUCACAGGCUUCUGAAUCUGAUAUGCUCGUCGAUGGCCUCGCCUGGUGUAUCGUCGUCACCAAGGCCUUACCACCUGAAUUCCAAAUACUCUCCCACGAAGACUUCGCUCGUCAACGCAAAAUGCAAUAAGUCCACACAAGUUAUUGAAGCAGCUCUCAAGUCCAUGGGAUGUCCUUACCCUCUCCGUGCUCAUCAAAUUCGAAGCCUUGAUUAUAAAGCUAUCCUUCCUGUUGUUCAGUGGAUCGUCAGUCUUGUCCUUGAAAUGCCAUCCGAGUCCGCAGAUGAGGUUACUCAUGUUAAUAACAUUGAAGAAGAGGAGUACAUUAUUCGACAACUUGAGAAGGAGUUGAGUCUUGCAGACAAUUCAGUUACGAUUUUGCAAGCCAAUUUGAAGGAACAGAAUCAGAAGAAGGCUAAUGUCCUGAAUGAGAUGCAACAUCUAAGGGAGAAAAUUGAUAAGGAGGGAGCUAGCAAUACAGUUCAGACUUUGACACCAUUGUUCGAAUUAUCUAAGGAUUUACAGAGGCAAGAACAGGAUUUAAGGUCCUAUUAUGAUACAAAACGCUCCGACUUGCAAGCUGAGGUUAGUGAACUGGAGGAGAAGAUAUCAAGUAGCAAUCAAGGAAACAAUUUGUCUGAUGACUUUGAACAUUCUUUACGUGACUCAUUGGAGAGGCUGAACUCAGCAAAGAGUGAACUUGCGGCUCAACUAAGGACUAAUCUACUGCUAAAGAGGAAGAUUGAAGAUGUACCAUCUCAAGCAGAGCUAAUCCAGUAUGAACACAGAUUUUCAGAACUAUAUGUUCAAAUACAGGAUAAGCUUCGACAAACUCGUAAAUUCUAUGCCACUUAUAAUGCUAUUCUGGAGAUAAAGGAACUAAUGCUAAAGGAGACAUCCUUAUUAAAUUCAAUGAGUUCUCAGUUUCAAGAUGCGAUAACCAGUGCAGCUGGUCGCAUGAAGCUUAUCGAGUCCAUGGAGGGAAUUCUGAAGGGUACAAAACAGAAGCUAGAAAAAGUGCAACUUGGGUUUACUGCGGAGCAGAAAAUUUGUGAUUGCAUCAAGGAGAAGUAUUUUGGAGCAAUAGCAGAACAGAGGCGCUGCUCUUUCCUUCUAAAAGCUUUCCAGGAAGAAUGUGCAAAGAAUGACAAGCUUCGGAACCAAAUUUCCAAUUAAAGGUUGCUCUCAUUCCUUUGCAGCAACAGGUGGCAGUUAUCUAUCCUGGCCCUCAUACCCCAUAUGUACAAGUGGAUCAAGCUAUGACGAAGUGGAUACAGUUCUAUAUCUAAAUACAUAAA